Molecule: messenger RNA, 3789 nt
Organism: Equus quagga
Lineage: Eukaryota; Metazoa; Chordata; Mammalia; Perissodactyla; Equidae
Gene: PPEF1
Product: protein phosphatase with EF-hand domain 1
Exons: 22
Coding region: 1437-3395 (652 amino acids)
Biological process (GO): detection of stimulus involved in sensory perception
Cellular component (GO): cytosol; nucleus
Molecular function (GO): protein binding; calcium ion binding; protein serine/threonine phosphatase activity
Source: RefSeq, a predicted model, not a curated record
UCUGCGCGCGCUUCGCCCUCCUUGUCCGCCGGGGUCGUCGCCACUGCGACCCGCGAGGCCAGGGCCAGGCUUACCCUUCUGGCCGGGAGAGCCGUCGCGUUCGUUUCCUGUCCCCAAACUUGCCCUCAGCCGGGGCGUCGGCGAGGCCGGCCCGGCGGGCGCAAACGGACCAUGCUCGGGCCAAGGCCCCUUCUGGCAGCUUCCCUCAGCUUGGGAGGGACCCGCGCUUUCCCGUGUUCCCCACGGACACCCCGAGUCGCUUCGGGCACGUUGGAGACCUCGAGUCCGGAGCGGGGCGGACGGGAGCCCCACUGGGAGCCAAGCUUCGGGCAGGGCGGGGUUCGGGGGUGUGCUGGGGGGCAUUUAUUUUGCAGCGUUGGAAAAGGCCGCUCCUCGGUCGGCCUCUGGCCCGAGGAUGUCGGCUCCUAAUGCGCCUCUGGCCCUUUCCACCACAGUCUUCCACGCGGAGAGGGGCGAAAACUUCCCUGGCUUUUGUUCGCUCUGCUUUGUCUGGGGCUGGGUGGGAUUGGCGCGGCGGUGUAGACAGGCCACCACUUUGUGGCUGGGGAGAGGGUAUGAAGCAGGACUGCCCGCAAGAUUUGAGGGGCCCAGUGCAACGUGAAAAUGCCAGGUCCCUUGUUCAUAAGUCAUUACGAAUUCCACGACGGUGACAGCAGAGCAUUAGAUCCAGCGCACCCUGUGCGAGGCCGGCGAACCUGCCGCGGGGCUUCCAGGACUGUGAUCCCCAUAAGUGCUUCUGGAUGGAUCUUCGUCGCCAUCCUCGGAUUGCUCGCCAUCCUCAAGCUUGAAAACCCGCUUAAAACCAUUUGGGGGUCAUCUUUAAGUGCUGAGUUGGACAUGGCUGGAGGCUGUGGCUGGCCUUCUCCCUGACGUCUUGGUGGAUACAUGACGCUUGAUUCUAUGAAAGCAACCCCUUCAGCCAACUCCUGUCUUCCUGGGAAAGCCCUUGGAAGAAACAGCUGAAGAAGUUGAAGCUGAAGAGUUUGAAUGCCUUGCCUGCGACCAUUCCACAGUAUCAGAAGGAACCUUGUGGUUGCAAGUGACAGAGGAUUCAACCCAAACUGAGUUAGCGAAACCAGUCUCAAAUGAAUCUGACUUGAAAAUUCCAAAGGCUGAGAGAACACAUCCCUGCUUAGCUGGAGGAAAGCCAGAGAACAUUUGACAAGAGGCUGGAACUUUCAUUUUGCAGCCACACAAGACCUCUGCAUCCCUCAUAGAGAAGGUUUUUUCUCAUUUUUGUUUCUCUUGAAACACCUGAGGUGAGGAAAAACCUCUGCAUUGGCCAAGCAGAAGAAACAGGAUCUAUGACUGAAGUGGAUCGGCUAGGAGGGGCUCCUCGCAGCAUAAAGGGAGGCACUUUUCACACUCUGUCUUGGAAUGAGAAGUUGAAUUCACGAACACACGAUUGAGAAGACAUGGGCUGUGGUACUUCAUCUUCAGCGAAAGACAGGAAAUCUGAGAGAGCACUGAGAGCCGCUUUGAUCAUCCAGAACUGGUACCGAGGUUACAGCGCUCGACUGAAGGCCAGACAACGCUAUGCCCUCACCAUCUUCCAGUCCAUCGAAUAUGCCGAUGAACAAGGCCAAUUGCAGCUAUCCAAUUUCUUUUCCUUCAUGUUUGAAAACUACACACAUGUGUGUGAGAAAGAUCCCGAAUUUGUCAGUCGACUUUUUGGUAACACCCACCAGGACGACAAGGAUAGACAGGACUAUGUGGGGUUGGUAGACGUCCCAGACUCCUAUAAUGGUCCUCGACUGCAAUUUCCUCUCACUUUUACUGAUAUUGAUUUACUUAUUGAGGCCUUCAAGCAACAACAGAUACUUCAUGCUUAUUAUGUGUUAGAAGUGCUAUUUGAAACCAAGAAAGUCCUGAAGCAAAUGCCGAAUUUCACUCACGUAAAAACUUCUCCCUCCAAACAGAUAACAAUCUGUGGUGAUUUGCAUGGAAAACUGGAUGAUCUUCUUUUGAUCUUCUAUAAGAAUGGUCUCCCCUCAGGAAGCAACCCAUAUGUUUUUAAUGGUGAUUUUGUAGAUCGAGGAAAAAAUUCUGUAGAGAUCCUAAUGAUCCUGUUUGUCAGUUUUCUUGUCUACCCCAAUGACCUGCACUUGAACAGAGGGAACCAUGAAGAUUUUAUGAUGAAUAUGAGAUAUGGCUUCACAAAAGAAGUUUUGCAUAAAUAUAAGCUACAUGGAAGAAAAAUCUUACAACUCUUGGAAGACGUCUAUACCUGGCUCCCAAUUGGUACAAUCAUUGAUAAUGAAGUCCUGGUCAUACAUGGUGGGAUAUCAGAGUCCACAGACUUGAAUUUACUCCAUCAUAUGGAAAGAAACAAAAUGAAAUCUGUGCUGAUGCCACCAUUUCCAAUAGAUGAAGACUAUGCUACUGACUUGAAAAAUAAAGUAGGUACAACUGCUGUGCCUCGAGGAGUCAGAACAAGUGGAUCCCUCUCUGAACAGUUAACAAAGCAUGAAUGGGAACAGGUUAUCGAUAUUCUGUGGAGUGAUCCCAGAGGCAAAAGAGGCUGUUACCCAAACACAAGUCGAGGAGGGGGCUGCUAUUUUGGACCAGAUAUUACCUCCAAGAUUCUUAAUAGAUACCAGUUGAAGAUGCUUGUUAGGUCUCAUGAAUGUAAGCCCGAAGGGUACGAAAUCUGCCAUGAUGGGAAGGUUGUUACUGUAUUUUCUGCUUCCAAUUAUUAUGAAGAAGGCAGCAAUCGAGGAGCUUACAUCAGACUGGGCUCUGGUAUGACCCCUCAAUUUUUCCAGUACCAAGUAACUAGGGCAACGUGCUCAAGGCCUCUUUACCAAAGGGUGAAUAUUAUGGAAAGUAGUGCCAUCAGGAUAUUAAAAGAGAGACUGAUUUCACGAAAAACUGACCUCAUUCGUGCUUUCCAACUUCAAGACCGCAAUAAAUCAGGAAAACUUUCUCUGGGCCAGUGGGCUUUUUCCAUGGAGAACGUUUUGGGGCUGAACUUACCAUGGAGAUCCCUGAGUUCGCAUCUGGUAACCACAGACAAAGAUGGAAACGUUGACUACAUGUCCAGCUUCCAGGAUGUUCACAUUCAAAAACCUGUGAAAGAGGCUCAGUCUACUCUAAUUGAAACUCUGUACAGACACCGAACUGACCUGCAAAUCAUCUUUAAUAUCAUUGACUCUGAUCACUCAGGCCUGAUCUCCAUGGAAGAAUUUCGUACCAUGUGGAAACUUUUCAACAGUCACUACAGUGUUCAUAUUGAUGAUUCUCAAGUUGAUGAACUCGCCGAAAGAAUGGACUUAAACAAAGAUGGAAGCAUUGACUUUAAUGAGUUUUUAAAUGCUUUCUAUGUAGUGCAUAAAUUUGAUAAGUUGCACAAAUCAGAUAGCACACUUGCUUAACAAGAAUUAGAGCUUUCCCUCCUUGUAAACAGUUGGGCCCAAACCACUGACACAAUCUUUUCCAGGACCUUUGAAAUUCAGUCAAUAGUAGAGAAAAGUAGACCCCAAUCCAUGCCACGAGCAGAUGUAUAGUGUGGGUAUUGGAAUCCCUAGUAAGCUGUUAUUGGGAAGACUAGGUUAAAUGGCAGCUGAUAGGAUUUGGCUCUGGUGUUAGGACCUACACAUUGCCAGGUAGAAACUGGGUUUGAGUUGAGUGUUGGUCUCUUGGAUGCUACCUUACCCGGAGAGCAGAGCAGUUUGGAAAUACACUGAAAGGAACCCACAGAGCAGCAGAGAAAAGUGAAACAUCUGUGAGAUGAGAGGAGGAAUACCAAACUCUUAAUGGAAUAAAAUA